AUGGCAAGCGUGAAGGAGGGACGCCUUCAUCGGUGGAACAUCAUCAUCGUGGCUGCUGAAGUCCCCGUUGAUUUGAGUUCUACGUUGGAUGGAGUGUGCGUCGACUCAGACGAAAAGCGUGGUGCGGGGUACGCCUCCACCAGUGCAACAUUCCGACAGAGCUGUGGCAAUCCCCGUUGA
Peronospora matthiolae is the source of this 180-nucleotide messenger RNA. Lineage: Eukaryota; Oomycota; Peronosporomycetes; Peronosporales; Peronosporaceae. The record is from the annotation of a GenBank genome assembly.